Molecule: messenger RNA, 2453 nt
Organism: Lolium rigidum
Lineage: Eukaryota; Viridiplantae; Streptophyta; Magnoliopsida; Poales; Poaceae
Product: disease resistance protein RGA2-like
Exons: 4
Source: RefSeq, a predicted model, not a curated record
CAUUUCCAGGGUCGGAAAGCUAAAAUUCAUCCAGGAAAUAAAGAAUUUAGGGUGGGAAAGGAGAGUGACGGUUUUGAACUAAGUCAACUCGGGCAACUGAAAGAGCUUGGAGGAUCACUAGAACUUCGUAAUCUUGAAAAGGUGCCAACAAAAGACGAAGCAAAUGAGUUAAAACUAGUACACAAGAACCACCUAAAAGAACUCACGCUAGAAUGGAAUGAUAGACGUCCUAAUAAGGAUUCUGUACAAGAAGAAAGUAUCCUUGAAAGUCUUGUACCACAUGGCAAUCUUAAAGAGCUACGGAUAUACUGGCAUGGGGGCACUAGUUGUCCAUCCUGGCUAUGUGAUGAUCUCUCACUUAAAUAUUUGGAACAUCUUUGUCUGCAUGGCGUAUGUCGGAAGAAUCUUCCGCCUCUAGGGGAGAUGCGGAUGGUUAAUGAGCGUGGUGAAGAGUAUCAGAGUUGUAGUAUCUCAAGGUUUCCUAAUUUGAAAAGGCUGCAACUAAGUGUUAUAUCUUGUUUAACAAAAUGGGUUGGGAAUAGCGCUUGUCCUUUUUUCUCCCACUUGGAAGUGCUCAUCGUGAGAGCUUGUUCUGAACUGACGGAGUUACCGUUUUCACAUCCUACUUGUUGUCAAGCACAACAAGAGGAGAAAAUGGCUUGGUUUCCUAAACUAUGGGAGCUUGUUAUUGAAAACUGCCCAAAACUAGCGUUCUUGCCUCCUAUCCCUUGGAGGAUUGAUGCUCAGUGCUCUGCUAAGAUAGAAAGAGCGGGAUCAGGCUUUGAGCAGCUCAUUUAUGAAACAAAAUUGCGAGGACUGGUGGAUGUUAAGGGAAAAGAUGGUCUCGGUGAUGUGUUGUGGAAUGGGUUGAAUUUCUCGAGUCUAACUGAUGUAGAAUAUUUGUGUAUGGAUAGAUGCCCUCUCCCGCCGUUGGAUCACAUGUGAGUGCUAACUUGUCUGAAAAGGAUCAUGAUGCGUUGUCCUAGUAGCAUCUUGCCGGGGUUUCAAGGUAUGGAUCAUGGCAUGUACAGGUUUCCAUGUGAAGACUUCCAUAUCACUAGUUGUGAUGCUAGUGGGGAAGAAUUGACGCUGCUACUCUCGUUCUUUCCGGAGAUCUCAAAGUUGAUUAUGAGUAGAUGUUAGAAUAUAACUGGGUUGGGUGUGGCAGAGAAUGCAGAAACUGCUUCGGAAAAGCAGCAGCAGACAAGAGGAGAUAAAGAAGAAAUAAUAACAGCGGCAGCAUCACAAGGGCUGCUGCUCUUGCCUCCCAAGAUACAACACUUGCUAAUUGCUUCUUGUUUCUGCAAUCCACCGAACGACGACCACAUAGAAGGAGGUGGGCUACAACGUCUCUCCCUCCGCCAGUUGCAUAUAUCAGGUUGCGCUGAGUUCUUCUCCUCCAUUUCGCCCUCCUCUUUUCCCCCUUUCCCUACUUUCCUACAAAGCCUCUCCCUAGAUGGGGGCGUUAAGCACAUGGAGACGCUGCACACCAUCUCAAACCUCACCUCUCUCACCGAAUUAAGAAUGGGAAUACUUGGGGAGUCAAGAGCCGUUGGCUUGUGGCCUCUCGUCGCCCAUGGCUGCCUCACAAGAUUGACCCUCUAUACUACCUCCAAUUUCUUCGCCGGUCCCGACCCCUCACAGCCGCAUGACACCGAGGUGUUUUCCUGUUCCUCCAAGCUCUUGGAUCUGACCACGGGAAGCGACACAGGAGUGCUUGCCGCGCCGAUCUGCAGCCUCCUCUCUUCCACCCUCACCAGACUGCAUCUCAGAUUCGAUGACGAGGUGGAGCACUUGACAAAGGAGCAAUAGGAGGCCCUUCAACUCCUAACCUCUCUCCAGGAGCUCAUGUUUUGGGAUGGAAAAAGCUGCAGCGCCUCCCUGCAGGGCUACACAAGCUUCUCAACCUCAAGGUAUUAAGGAUCAACGACUGUGGUUCCCUCAAGGCGCUGCCCAACAGCCUCCCUAGUUCUCUGGAAAUAUUGAAGAUCUCCUACUGUCAAGCCAUCAAGUCACUGCCCAAGGAUGGCCUUCCAAAUUCAAUGCUAGAAUUAGAUGUCCAUGACCGCAACAACGAGGAGCUAAAAAGGGAGUGCCUCAAGCUAAUAGGAACCAUUCCGACUGUGAAAACCUAACCAAUCCAAGGUUUCUCCUUGGAUUUGUAUAUUCCUGUAGCCUCCUAGAAUGCUCUCUAUGGAAUCGGGGUUUCCGGGUGCCGGCUGCAAGCGUGACAGUCUCAGUUUUUAUCUUCCAUCCUGCACAUAAAACUGGCUUGGCCAUAGAGUUGUAAAAUCUCCUAUCUUUGUGGAAUACUCUGCAUUCGCACACUGUUCCAACAUCAUAGCCUUCAGCGUCAUCUCUUCCCGAGAAUAAAUUGACAAUGUGAUAUAUGGCAUGUGGUACAACUUUGGAAAUCAAGAAUGCAAUAGGAACAUGGCUACUAGUUGUGCUUU